Tarenaya hassleriana is the source of this 2609-nucleotide messenger RNA. RefSeq lists its product as uncharacterized. The coding region runs from base 172 to 2460 and encodes 762 amino acids. The transcript has a single exon. NCBI's taxonomy places the organism in Eukaryota, Viridiplantae, Streptophyta, Magnoliopsida, Brassicales, Cleomaceae. The record is from RefSeq and is a predicted model, not a curated record.
CUCUUUUCUCUCUCUGUCUGCAGCUUUACUGUCGCCGUGUCUUUUACUUGGCUUCAAAGGCUUCCUUUCUUCGCCAUCUCAAUGAAUCCCUAAAUCCCAUCUCACAGUGCUCCUACUCUCCAUUACUUUUUUUCUGCCGAAACCCUAGCGAUCUCCGAAAUCUGCUCAUCAAUGGCGUCUCCGAAUCCGUACACAAAGGGACGGUCUCCGCCAAAUCUCGCAAGAGAGUCGCCGCCUAUCUCCUCCGUCCAACCGGCGCCCCGGACUUCGUGCUCCAGCAGCUUCCUCUGUAAGUCCGUCUUCUUCGCUUUGUUUCUUCUCGCCCUGCCGUUGUUCCCCUCCCAGGCGCCCGAUUUCGUCGGGGAAACUGUGUUCACCAAGUUCUGGGAGCUGAUUCAUCUCCUCUUCGUCGGCAUUGCCGUAUCUUAUGGUCUUUUUAGCCGUAGAAAUGCGGAUUCGGGAGUCGAAUUGCAAUUGCGGACAAGUAAUGUCGAUGAGUCUUCGUUGUCUUAUCUCUCUAGAAUGUUCCAUGUUUCUUCGUUUUUCGAUUACGAGUCUGAGUUUGGCCAGAGGAAUGAGAAUCGCUCUGUUAAAGUGAGCAUUCCUACUUCGGAGAGCAGAUUGGAGUCGUUUGUUGCUGAAAGUCAAGUGGACGAUUCGGUUGAAUAUGGUAAAAUCAGUCAGGUCCAAGCUUGGAAUUCGCAGUAUUUUCAGGGAAGAUCCAAGGUUGUAGUUGCACAACCAUCUUACGGCAUUGAUGGUUACACCGGACACAAGCCGUUGGGUUUGCCGGUUAGGAGUUUAAGGUCAGCUUUGAGAGAUAUUCAAGCUCCUGAAGGUAAUUGUUUGUCUCCGAAUCUUGUUGGAGGUGUGAGGGAGGACUUUGGUUCUUCCGGUUAUGUGGAAUCGAAGGAGAAGUUUGAUGAGGCUAGGGCUCCAUCUUCACCUGUUCCACGGCAGUCAAGAUCUGAGAAGAUGGCAGUUAGAGACAAUUUGAGAGGAGGCACUUAUCAUUCAAAUCUUACUCCUCUUCCAGAUGAUGAGCCACAGUUUGAGACCCUCAAAUCAGGAUCUGUCCGGUCUAUCUCGUCUUCUUCUACGCAGGGUAGUUUUGUAUCACAUACUCAUAGUAGAUUCUCGCCUUCACAUUCUGCUUCGGCAGAUUCAUUAAAUUCAAACGCGGAGGAAUUGGGUGAGGAGCAGAGUCUCCAUGGGUCAUCACGGUCUAGUUCACCACCCCUUUCCCCAUCGCCAUCACCCCCUCUGUUAUCACCAAAAUCGGUUACCGAUGAUACUCAUAGGCGCUUGUCCCAUUCUCGACAUUAUAGCGAGGGUUCUUUGUUUGAGGAGGCUGGAAGGAGAGGCUUGGAAGAGGAGUUGGAUGGGGGUAAUAAACUUAGAGGCAGAAGAACAGACUUCCUCACUAGGAAAGAGCCGGGAUCUAGAUCAUUAAAAUUAACUGGUGAGGAUUUCAGAAAAGGAUGCAGUUCUCGUAAAUCUUAUCCUCCUGAUUCCGUCUCACAUACCUUGGGUGGUGGUGAUUCCCCGACUAGAUGGCAUCCUCAGCAAAAGAGUUUGCUUGAGGACACUAUGGGGAGAAGCUGGGAGGAGGACCCUAAUCAUCUUAGGGAAAAGUUGAAGAAUAAUUCGCAGAAGAGAGUAGGUGUGAAUCAAGGUUCUCUAGAAACGGAAACAGAUGGUUAUGACCAAGACCGAAAGUUGCAUGAAUCUUCUCCUCAAGGUGCCUUAUCCCCACCGAUGAGCGAUAAAGUUUCAAGCAAUGUGACAGAUGCUAGGCUUGAGGGUUGUGGCUCUUCACAGGACAAAGACGUGAAGAGAAACCCAGAGGAUGAUUCUAUGAAUUUCGGCAGGUCCAGAAGAAGUGACCGUCAUGGUAAUAAGGAGUUGAAAGCUGGUACUAAUCUCCGAUGGGAAUCAAAUUCCGGCAAAGCCGGUAAUAAAGCUUCGGCGAUAGGAAGGUCUGUUAGGACAGUUAGAUCCAGUCGGUAUGCCAAAGAUCUUAACGAAGAGGGGGAAACAUCUGAUGGCUGGGCAGAACACCGGGGAAGAACAAAAUCGAGAAACCAAAGACAAGAUGACAAUGUACCAAAUGAAACAAACACGGAAAAUCUUGGUCAAACUCGUGCUAAAUCAAAGCCGAGAUAUUUUGAAGACAGAAAUGGUAAGGGUAAACAGGCAUCUAAGAGUUACAUAAUGAUGGAUGAUGAUGGAGACGAGCAGGAAAAGGAAGAGAAGGAAGCCGAGGAACCUCGAGUAAGGAUAGAGGAAGAAAGUGGCCGGGGAAGUGUGAGCGAUGCCGGGACUGACCCUAACGAGGUAGACAGGAAAGCGGGAGAGUUCAUAGCCAAGUUUCGGGAACAGAUAAGGCUUCAGAAACUGACGUCGGGUGAACUGCCUAGAGGAAUUGGUAAUAUCGGCGGUGGUGGCCAUUUCAGAUGACAGUACUGAGACUGAGAGUCACAUACCCGAAUCCAAUGUAUGCUUCUUCUACCGUCUUCUCUGGUUUUCUUUUAUUGCUUAUUAAUUUAUCUGCGUGUUGCCUCUUGAUGUCUAAAUCUAUUUGAGUGCUCGUGGCUUUUGUUUUGUUA